Molecule: messenger RNA, 162 nt
Organism: Dentiscutata erythropus
Lineage: Eukaryota; Fungi; Glomeromycota; Glomeromycetes; Diversisporales; Gigasporaceae
Source: the annotation of a GenBank genome assembly
AAUCGGAAAUUUUGACAGAUAAGAUGAAACUUGAUAUAAAAAAGAAAUUCAUUGAAGCUGAUAGUAUAAUUAAAAAAACAACACUAAAAUCUUUAUCAAUGCUUCAAAAUAAAUAUUGUAGCACAUUAAUCGUUGCACAAGAAAUAACAAAGCGUCUUAAAG